Trichoderma asperellum CBS 433.97 is the source of this 1056-nucleotide messenger RNA. RefSeq lists its product as uncharacterized. Gene Ontology annotation, cellular component: RNA polymerase II transcription regulator complex. The record is from RefSeq and is a predicted model, not a curated record. Lineage: Eukaryota; Fungi; Ascomycota; Sordariomycetes; Hypocreales; Hypocreaceae. Gene Ontology annotation, biological process: regulation of DNA-templated transcription. Gene Ontology annotation, molecular function: transcription cis-regulatory region binding; DNA-binding transcription activator activity, RNA polymerase II-specific.
AUGUCAUCGUUAUCUCCCGAUCAAAUCGAGGGAGGCGCCUCUCAGGCCUCGACAGAAGGCACUGACAAGGGUGUCCUCUCUUCCCUGAACCUCAAUUUUUUCAAGAACCUAUCGGACAAAAAGGUCACCCGCACUGGUAAUCCCCCCAAGCGCCGCGGACCAAAGCCAGACAGCAAACCUGCCCUGACUAGGCGACAAGAACUCAACCGGCAAGCUCAACGAACCCACCGCGAGAGAAAGGAGCUAUACAUCAAAGCGCUAGAAGAUGAAGUCAUUAGGUUGAAAGAAGUCUUUAGCACAAUCUCUCUGGACAAGCAGAAGCUGUACGAUGAGAACAAGCAACUCAAAGAGGUCCUAGCCCAGAGGGGUAUUCAGCUCCCAAAGCUGAGCGGUGUAGAUGAUUCGGGCAUCAGUGCUACUCAGGCGAUGAGUGUAAGUGCCUCGGGCAACAGCUUUGCGACCGGCUCCCAGAGUGGCUUCUCGCCUGCCGACAUGUCGCAAUCAACCGGCAUGUCAAUGUCACCGGAGAACCGCCAGCCGUCACCUACUGGAAAUGGGGUUGAUCUUGAGCAGGCUGGUAUUGACUUCGUCUUAACGCUCGAAAAACCUUGCAUGGCACAUAUGCCAUUCCUGGUUGACAGAGCGAGCGACGCUGACGGCGCGCCGUGUGGUCACGCCUUGAUGGCGUCUUGCCCUCCUGCGCCGUUUCAAGAGCUGACCCCAGACACCCCUUUCGGCAGUAAACAUACGCACGACCACGGCGGAGAGUUUGAAACACAGGGUACAUGGGAGCUCACCAAAGCCGACCUAACCACGCUCCUAGACCUCAGCAAACAGCUCAACUUAGAUGGCGAGAUUACUCCGGUCAUGGCAUGGAGAAUGGUUACGUCGCAUUCCAGGUUCAACGAAUUGGCUCCGUGCGAUUUGGAAAAGCUUUCAGAGGAGUUAUUGCGGAAAGUCAGGUGUUAUGGGUUUGGCGCUGUCAUGGAGGAGUUUGAAUUGCGGGAUGCGCUAGAGAAUAUUUUCUCUGGUCGCCCAGAAGCAAUGGUCUUUUGA